Molecule: messenger RNA, 303 nt
Organism: Tetrapisispora phaffii CBS 4417
Lineage: Eukaryota; Fungi; Ascomycota; Saccharomycetes; Saccharomycetales; Saccharomycetaceae
Gene: GIM3
Product: tubulin-binding prefolding complex subunit GIM3
Exons: 1
Coding region: 1-303 (100 amino acids)
Biological process (GO): protein folding
Cellular component (GO): prefoldin complex; cytoplasm
Source: RefSeq, a predicted model, not a curated record
AUGAGAAAGGACUUAAUUGAUGAAGAAUUGUCUAGAGAGAAACAAGAAAAGGAUUACUUGGAUGACGUUUCGCUUGAAAUUGAAUUGAUUGAUGAAGACGAUAAGGUCAGCUACAAAGUCGGUGACUUAUUUUUAUCAUUAAAACAAUCUGAAGUUACAGAAUUGUUGGAAAAAGAUAUCGAAGCUAUUGAUGCAAAAAUUGAAGAGUUAGAAAGUAAAGAGUCGGAAAUAUCAUCUAGAAUCAAAGACUUGAAAUCUUUACUGUAUGCUAAAUUUGGUGAUAACAUUAAUUUAGAACGUUAA